UCGGUGCCGUCGGGCCCCGGUGCCGGCUCGGCGGUGCGGGCGGCAGAUGUGCGGGGCAUGCGGCGGCGGUAGGAGGGUGUCGGGGAUGGGCGGCCGGGGUCUGCCGGUGCCGCUGGUGCUGGGGCUGCUGCUGGGGCUGCCGGCGGCGGGGCGCGCCGCUUCCAAAGCGCUGGUGUGCCAGGAGAUCACGGUGCCGAUGUGCAAGGGCAUCGGCUACAACCUCACCUACAUGCCCAACCAGUUCAACCACGACACGCAGGACGAAGCCGGGCUGGAGGUGCACCAGUUCUGGCCGCUGGUGGAGAUCCAGUGCUCCCCGGACCUGCGGUUCUUCCUCUGCAGCAUGUACACCCCCAUCUGCCUGCCCGACUACACCAAGCCGCUGCCCCCCUGCCGCUCCGUCUGCGAGCGGGCCAAGGCGGGCUGCUCGCCCAUCAUGCAGCAGUACGGCUUCGCCUGGCCCGAGAGGAUGAGCUGCGACAGCCUGCCGGUGCUGGGGGACACCGAGGUGCUCUGCAUGGGCUACAACCGCACGGAAGCCACCACCCUGCCACCCUUCUUCGGGAAGCCCACCCGCCCAGGCAAAGAGGCGGCCAAAAACCUGACACCGCUGGGCGGGCAGCGCCCCUCGGGGAUGGACUGCGGCCGGACCUGCAAGUGCAAAGCUCCCCUCGUCCCCAUCUCCAAAGAGUCCCAUCCGCUCUACAACCGCAUCAGGACCGGGCAGGUACCCAACUGUGCCAUCCCCUGCUACCAGCCCUACUUCACCCAGGAUGAGAAGACUUUUGCCACCUUCUGGAUCGGCCUCUGGUCCAUCCUCUGCUUCCUCUCCACCUCCACCACCGUGGCCACCUUCCUCAUCGACAUGGAGCGCUUCAAGUACCCUGAACGUCCCAUCAUCUUCCUCUCUGCUUGUUACCUCUUCGUCUCCGUGGGCUACAUCGUGCGGCUGGUGGCAGGGCACGCCAACGUGGCGUGCAACCUGGAGCACCACCACAUCCACUACGAGACCACUGGCCCUGCCCUCUGCACCGUGGUUUUCCUCCUUCUCUACUUCUUCGGCAUGGCCAGCUCCAUCUGGUGGGUCAUCCUGUCCCUCACCUGGUUCCUGGCAGCCGGCAUGAAGUGGGGCAACGAGGCCAUUGCCAGCUAUGCCCAGUACUUCCACCUGGCUGCCUGGCUCAUCCCUAGUGCCAAAUCCAUCGCCGUGCUGGCGCUCAGCUCCGUGGAUGGUGACCCGGUGGCUGGGGUUUGCUACGUGGGCAACCAGAGCCUGGAGAACCUGCGUGGCUUUGUGCUGGCACCGCUGGUGGUUUACCUCUUCACCGGCAGCCUCUUCCUGCUGGCCGGCUUCGUCUCACUCUUCCGCAUCCGCAGCGUGAUCAAGCAGGGGGGCACCAAGACCGACAAGCUGGAGAAGCUGAUGAUCCGCAUCGGCAUCUUCACCGUGCUCUACACCGUGCCCGCCACCAUCGUCAUCGCCUGCUACAUCUACGAGCAGCACAACCGAGAGGCCUGGGAGCGGGCACAGAACUGCUCCUGCCCGGGGGACCCGCACCGCCCCAAGCCCGACUACGCCGUCUUCAUGCUCAAGUACUUCAUGUGCCUCGUGGUGGGCAUCACCUCCGGCGUCUGGAUCUGGUCGGGGAAGACACUGGAGUCCUGGAGGCGUUUCACAUGGCGCUGCUGCCGGGCCAGGAAGCCGGCCGGGGCCGCCGUGUACGGCGAGGCCAGCCCGGCACUGGCGGGCAGGACGGUGCUGCCCAGCAUGGCCUCCUACCACAAGCAGGUCCCGCUGUCCCACGUGUGACCAUAGGGAGCCUCGGUGACCCCAGCCGCAGGGAGGAGAGGGUUGCAAAGACCCUGGGCCGCAGAAGAAGGGGGGGUGGCAGCCGGGCCACCCCCGGCAUCCUCAGCCCCACCGUGGCGGUGCUGCCCCGGACUGAGCGAGCGUGCUCGGGGGGCGGGUUGCAGCCCCGGGCAGGGCAAGGAGAGGUGAUGUCAGCGAUGUGGGGGCAGAGGGACGGGAAAGCCAGGAGUCUGGCACUGCUGCGAGUGACCCCUUUGGGGUCCCACGCCCUGUUUGGGUCCUGGAGUGCUGCUGCCCGCCGGCCAGUUGGGCAAUGGCUCACCCCUGAGCGCUUGUUUGCGUCCCAGAGCCCGGCGGGGUGCGAGGGGACAGUGGGACGGUGUCCCCAGGACCCCCGUGUGGCGGUGGAGAGUGCCGAUGCUGCCACUGCCCCCACGGUCAGCAGCAGCGUGCUGACCCGAGGGCUGGAGGGGGCAGCUGUGGGGCCGGGGGCUCCACGGGCAGUGGGGGUGCGGCAAGAGCUCGGGGCUGCAGAGAGGAGGCUCCCCGGGGGUGUGUGCUCCUGCAGCGGGCAGGGGCUGUGUGCAGGGGGGUUCUGUCUGUCUGUCUCUCCCGGGGAGCGGCAGGGUUUGCCAGCCAGCCACCUUCAGCACUUCUGGCUGCUUUUUUCCAAAGCUGCGCCUCUGUUGGAGAAGCGCUGGGGCUGAGAGCGAGCAGUUAAUGCAGGAAGUCCCCGCAGCGGCUCCAGCUGCCCUCCUCCCCCUUCCCCGGGCCGGGCAGCACCGAGCACUGUCAGGAGUGGUGCCUGGUGACAGCUGAGCUCCCACAAGCAGAAUGAUGGGUUGUGGGGACUGUUGUCACCUUCACUGAGGGCAGCGAGGGUGAGGGGCUCACAGGAGGGAAAGGUCGAUGCCUUUGGCUUCACCCUAGUCGUGAAAGCACCCGAUUUUGUGGUGGUUUUUUUUGUUUGUUUUUUUUUUUUUACCCUAAGCAGUGACUGUGUGUGUAACCACCCAGCCAGCUUGAGUCCUUGUUUCCCCUCCUUCAAAUAUGGCACUGUGACCUGGCUGCUCAAACAGCUGUUGGCUUUGCUCCUGCAGGACUGCCAGGAUCCGAGGUUGUUCUCAACACCCUUGGGCCACUUCAGUCAAGAAGGUUUCCACCUCAUUUUAAACCCAGAGCCUGGGAAGUGCCUGGAGUGGCCCAUGUGCUGAUAAAGGUACGGUGGAGCAGCUCAGGAGUGCUGUGGGGCAGUGGAGGGCAGGCUCAGCACCCUGCUCUCACCAGCAUGGUGCAGUGGUUCCCCAUGGGCAGAACUGCCCCGAGUUGUGUCACAGACUGUGAGUAGCUGUGUGGCAGCUGGGUCUGUGCACAGAGCAGUGCCCUUUGGUAGGGGUUUGGGACAGGUGUGUUCCGGGCAGGUCAGGUGCUGUGGGUAGCUGUGUUGUAAUCCAGGGCAUUAAAUGACUCCAACCUGCUCCAAUCCACGCCUUGCUGGACUCCUCUCUCUCUGUAGUGCCUUCUGUAGAUACAGCUGAACACACAUCACGCAAUACAAUGAACAAAACCGUGUCAAAGGUGGUGUUUUGUUGUUUUUGUUUUUUUUUCAAAGUGCAACUGACUGUGUAAAGCUUUUUUUUUUUUUUAAUAAAAAAACAAUAAUCCAAGAUUAGCAACAAACGGUUGCCUAUUGAAAAAACAAAUGCAAGAGCAUUUUGAGCUUUGAUCUAACGUGGGUUAGAACAGGCAGCUUGUGUUUGAGCCUGGCUCUCAGCAACAAGUGGCAGGAGGGGGGAAGGAGCCAUGGCCAUGUGCACUGUGUGCUGGAGCCAGUUUACAUGUUGGUUUUUGCCUUUGCCCUUACUGGUGCUGCUCAACCUUGUUUAAAUAACUGCAUUCUGUUUUGUGAAAAGAUGAAGAUCUUUUAUUCAAAGAGAAGUAUUGUGUUUAGUUAUUUAUGAAGAGAAAAAAACCAAAACCACGGAACA
Messenger RNA from Calypte anna (Anna's hummingbird), 3798 nucleotides. It is a transcript of the gene FZD5, whose product is annotated as frizzled class receptor 5. Bases 47 to 1810 code for a protein of 587 amino acids. Gene Ontology annotation, cellular component: plasma membrane. Lineage: Eukaryota; Metazoa; Chordata; Aves; Apodiformes; Trochilidae. Gene Ontology annotation, biological process: canonical Wnt signaling pathway; non-canonical Wnt signaling pathway. The transcript has a single exon. The record is from RefSeq and is a predicted model, not a curated record. Gene Ontology annotation, molecular function: Wnt-protein binding; Wnt receptor activity.